AUGAGAGUCAACUCGCACUCGCCGUCACCACUAGCAUCCGAACCCAUUCCACUUCCAUCGUGCCAGUAUAAAGUGGAAAUGAGUUCCAACGCCUCGACGGCAGCCAGCUCACCGGCUGUCGUCACUAUUGGCGAUUCUGUCGUCCAUCUGUGGACAUGUGGUGAUCCGAUUCACAGCAGCAUCUACUGCAUGCAGGUUCAUUCGUGUGUGGCCGAUGACGGUGGUAGCGCAAAAGUCACAGUCGUGGAUUCUAACGGAUGUCCCACAGACGAAGAGCUGCUGAGCUCUAUCACAUAUCCUACUCCGCUGAGGGCAUUCGCUCGAUCCCGAGUCUUCAAAUUUGCCGACAAAAGUGAUAUCAAUUUUGCCUGCCAAAUACGGCUCAUGAUGAAACAAGACGCCGGAAAUGGGACAUGCACGGUGGGUGCCAGAGUGUUCAAAGAGACGACGGCGGUCCAUUGGCCGAACUCGUAUAGCGAGAUCCGUAGUAUUCGACGUUGUCGCCUCUCCGAUGACAGUGUUGGAAACGCAAAGCUACGAUCACUUCUCUUCUCAAAGGGAGUUGAUCUGUCCGUUCGUCACAGCACCACUGCUUGUACUGUCAGCUUCAUUUUGCUGCUACGUGACCUUUACAAUCUUCUAUAUGUGUAG
Messenger RNA from Ostertagia ostertagi, 651 nucleotides. The record is from the annotation of a GenBank genome assembly. NCBI's taxonomy places the organism in Eukaryota, Metazoa, Nematoda, Chromadorea, Rhabditida, Trichostrongylidae.